ACCCUGCAACGCCAGAGUGUCUGUGUUGUGUGACUGUGAGCAGCGAAGCUUGAGCGACAGGUCAGGUUUCCUCACACAGUAGACCACUCAGGCUCUCGGCCUCCCGGUCUCUCUGCACCCACCCCACACCGCCUGGACCCCUCCGCUGCCGUUCCCCCCUCUCUCUCGCUCUCUCUCUCUCGGCUGCUGCUGCUCGGGCACGAUGGGCAACGCCAGUGGCUCCACGGUGGACGACAUGCAGGCGGUGGAGAUCCACCACUGGUACAAGAAGUUCAUGACGGAGUGCCCCUCCGGCCAGCUCACCCUGCACGAGUUCAAGCAGUUCUUCGGGCUGCGGGGGCUGGACCCCGAGGCCAACGCCUACAUCGAGCAGAUGUUCCGGACCUUCGACAUGAACAAGGACGGCUAUAUUGACUUCAUGGAGUACGUGGCGGCUCUCAGCCUGGUGCUGCGGGGCAAGAUGGAGCAGAAGCUGCGCUGGUACUUCAAGCUGUACGAUGCGGACGGCAAUGGCUGCAUAGACCGCUAUGAGCUGCUCAACAUCAUCAAGGCUAUCCAGGCCAUUAAUGGCUGCAAUCUGGAGAUGUCAGUGGAGGAAUUUACUAACCGAGUGUUUGAGAAGAUUGAUGUCAAUGGAGAUGGCGAGCUGUCCCUGGACGAGUUUGUGGAGGGCGCCCGCAAGGACGAGGAGUUCAUGGAGGUGAUGAUGAAGAGUCUGGACCUCACGCACAUCGUGGCCAUGAUCCACAGCCGGAGACACAGCGUCUAGCGCCUCGGCCCCCCUCCCUUCUCGCCCACCCGGCCGCACGCGACGGGCACCCCAGCUCCGGCAGGGAGGCGCGGAGUGGAAGACCGGACUGGAAGACCACAGGGAAGCACGGGGAGACAGGAGGAAGGGAAGGGAGGGACAACGGCAAAUCAACACGCUGGUAAUCGCCCAUCUUCUCAGAACGACUGGGAAGUCAUUCAAAGACAAGGACCGGUUUAUUCACGUCCUGCUAGAUAUUUAGAAAAGGGAGACGUGUUCGGCCCGGGUGGCCAGCCUGCCUCCGAGCCCAGAUUCUGCUGAGGCCCGGCCCCAGGCGGAACAACAGCGACUAGGCAACAACGUUCCAGAGUCCGAAGCAGGAUGAGGGAGCUGCUUAUACAGCAAGCUGUUAACUACACUGAGCCAACAGGGGUUUAGCACAAAUCCACAGGUCACUGACUGCAGGGAUCAGCCUCCCUCGAAAUAGAGCAGAGAUCUGAUGAUGUGAGAGCUGGGGGUGGGAGAGGAGAGAGUUGGCUGCCCCCCCCCUCCCCUCCUCCAGGUUCUGUCUCCUCCUGUGACCUACGGUCUGUGUGUGCGACUCUAAUCUCAGUGGUGGCGAUACGGUGCACUCCUUCUCCUGUGUCUAAAUGAGCGCUCACUCUCUUCUCCAGACCACUAGUGCUGUGCUCCUUGGCGCUGAAAGUGUUGUUCCUGGGAGUCCAAAACUGCUCUCUUUUGUUAUUUUUUAAUUCAACGGCCACAGGGGCUAAACAUCAAAGUCACUGGACGUCUCCCAAGAGCACCAGAGGACCUAUUCCGUUUGUUUAUUUCAGUUCCUCUGACCCAUUUCACAGCUCACUCCUGCUGACGGCAGUCAGUAGUCUCAUGCAUUCUCCCUUAAACUCUUUUAUACAAAUCAAACAUGAAUUGGUCAGAAUCGACAUUGUGUUUAACCCCCCCAGCUCCUCCAAGAUCCCUCCCCUCCACAGCCCACAGCCCCGUCCCUCACAGUUCGCACCUGGAGCCAGUUGUGUGGAACUACACUCUUUCUCACCCCAUUUUCAAUGAUUGGGGUUCAUUCCCUUGAAAUACAGCGGCUGUGUGCACCUCACUUUGCACUUUUGCAACAGAUUGCUGCAUGGCUGGUAUCAGAACUCUCCCUUUGUGCACCCCGCUCACAGGCUGGGGCGCAGGAGGGCUCCUUGUGGAUUCUGUGUGUGAAGUCUGUACAUAGUGUGUGUAUGUGUGUGCCCUGUGCUGCAGUGCCCAGCGCCGUGAUAGGGCGCACUGCAGCCAGACGGUCCUCUCUCUGUAGGGCGUAGUGACUGGAAACUCAAGUAUGUGCCUUCUGUAGGAAGACUGACAGGUUUAUUUUUUUAACAAAAAUGUUCGCUUCUGCUUCUGUUUGUACAAUAAAGAGAUAAGGGUCAAA
Lepisosteus oculatus (spotted gar) is the source of this 2183-nucleotide messenger RNA. RefSeq names its product guanylate cyclase activator 1Aa (gene guca1aa). Gene Ontology annotation, molecular function: calcium ion binding; calcium sensitive guanylate cyclase activator activity. NCBI's taxonomy places the organism in Eukaryota, Metazoa, Chordata, Actinopteri, Semionotiformes, Lepisosteidae. The record is from RefSeq and is a predicted model, not a curated record.